Molecule: messenger RNA, 1219 nt
Organism: Leptosomus discolor (cuckoo roller)
Lineage: Eukaryota; Metazoa; Chordata; Aves; Leptosomiformes; Leptosomidae
Source: RefSeq, a predicted model, not a curated record
UGGAUGAUGUACUGGAUUGUGUUUGCCUUUUUCACCACUGCAGAAACACUCACAGACAUUGUUCUUUCUUGGUUUCCCUUUUAUUUCGAGCUGAAAAUCGCAUUUGUGAUUUGGCUGCUCUCCCCUUACACCAAGGGCUCCAGUGUCCUCUACAGGAAGUUUGUGCACCCAACGCUCUCCAAUAAGGAGAAGGAAAUUGAUGAAUACAUUACUCAGGCUCGUGACAGGAGCUAUGAAACCAUGAUGCGAGUUGGCAAGAGAGGGUUAAACCUUGCUGCCAACGCAGCAGUUACUGCAGCUGCAAAGGGCCAGGGAGUUCUGUCUGAGAAGCUGCGAAGUUUCAGCAUGCAGGAUCUCACUCUGAUCCGGGAUGAAGAUACUGUGCAUAUGCGAAGCCAUGAGCCACAGCUGCAUCCCCCUGGUGGGAGUCUUCUUGAAACCAUUGAGGAUUCAGCUUCCUGUUACUCCUCAGGAGAGGAGAGCAGUGUGGCACAGAGGUCUAAUGGAACCCCAUCGGAGACUAGAACAGACCCAUCAGAUGAAGAUGCAGGAGACAAACUUCCUAAACGUACACAGAGUCUCAAAAAUCCUAAGAAGACAAUGAAAGCUGAGGUUCCAGUAAGAAGUGUGAAAGCCCGCCCUAGGAAGAAAGCUGCAGCCUCUCUUGCUUCUGGCGAGUCAUCUUAAGGAGACCUCCCCCUUCUCAGCACCUGUGUCUGUCCCAGGAUUUGCCUGUCGCUUUUGAAGGGAAACUCCCCAAAGGAAGGGAGCUGAGAUUCAUGUACAUAACAGAUACUGCUUUGUAGAGCUCAUUCCAAGGCAAGGGGGAGGCUGGGAUUCAGAAAAUGGAGUAGAGGAUACACAUCCUCGGGAAUUUUCUCCUUUGCAUCUCUCUAUUGGAGGGAAUGCUGAUAUGUCUGUACAUAGCCUGUUGCUUUGGAAUUCCCACUGUAUAACCCUAGUUGGGGAGAAUCUUUGCUGGAAGAACUCACUAGGGUCAGAGACAUCCCGUUGCACGGAAGCUGGAAAAAUAUUAGACACUGGAGUUCCACAGGGGUGGGUGGCUCCCUAAAAUGUCUUGUCUUGCUCUGGGUAUUCUUCUGCAGCUGUAUGUUGUUAAGAAGUGCCCACCAUGCUUCAUCCUCCUUAAGAAUGGACUAUACCUGUCAUGUCCAUCCCCUUUGAGAAGGUGACUGAAAUGAUGUAUGCUGAGUGCUUU